AUGACAGCUUCAACACCAUAUAAAAUUGAAAAUCCAUUCAAAGUAGCCAUUAUUGGUUCAGGAAAUUGGGGUACAGCAGUUGCAAAAUUAGUUGCUGAGAAUUGUGCAGAAAAACCAGAAAUUUUCCAAAAAGAAGUUCCAAUGUGGGUAUAUGAAGAAGAAAUUACAAAUGACAAAGGUGAAAAAAGAAAAUUAACAGAAAUAAUAAAUCAGGAUCAUGAAAAUGUAAAAUAUUUACCUGGUAUAGAAUUACCUUCAAAUCUAGUAGCUAACCCAGAUAUUGUUGAUACUGUCAAAGAUGCAGAUUUAUUAGUCUUCAACAUUCCACAUCAAUUUUUACCAAGAAUAAAUAAACAAUUGAAAGGUAAUGUAAAACCAACAGCCAGAGCUAUAUCAUGUUUAAAAGGUUUAGAAGUUGAUUCAGAAGGUUGUAAAUUAUUAUCAACAUCAGUUACUGAUGAUUUAGGUAUAUAUUGUGGUGUUUUAUCAGGUGCCAAUAUCGCUACUGAAGUUGCAAAAGGUAAUUGGUCAGAAACUUCAGUUGCUUAUACUGUACCACAAGAUUUCAGAGGUGAAGGUAAAGAUAUUGAUGAAUAUGUAUUAAAACAAGUCUUCCAUAGACCUUAUUUCCACGUCAGAGUUAUACAAGAUGUCGUUGGUGCUUCUAUCGCAGGUGCUUUAAAAAAUGUUGUUGCAUGUGCCGUAGGAUUUGUUGUUGGUGCAGGAUGGGGUGAUAAUGCAAAAGCAGCUAUAAUGAGAAUAGGUAUAAAAGAAAUUAUUCAUUUUUCAUCAUAUUGGGAGAAAUUUGGAAUAAAAGGUUUAUCACCACCAGAUCCAUCUACUUUUACAGAAGAAAGUGCAGGAGUAGCAGAUUUAAUAACAACUUGUUCAGGUGGUAGAAAUGUAAAAGUUGCUAAAUAUAUGGUUGAAAAUAAAGUAGAUGCAUGGGAAGCUGAAAAAACCGUAUUAAAUGGUCAAUCAUCACAAGGAAUAAUAACUUCAAAAGAAGUUCAUGAAUUAUUGGAAUCAUUCAAAUUACAAGAUGAAUUUCCUUUGUUUGAAGCUACUUAUAAGAUUAUUUAUGAAAAUGGUAAUGUUGAUGAUUUACCUUCAUUAUUAGAAAGUGAUGAUUAG
Molecule: messenger RNA, 1134 nt
Organism: Lodderomyces jiufengensis
Lineage: Eukaryota; Fungi; Ascomycota; Pichiomycetes; Serinales; Debaryomycetaceae
Gene: GPD2
Product: Gpd2p
Exons: 1
Coding region: 1-1134 (377 amino acids)
Biological process (GO): carbohydrate metabolic process; glycerol-3-phosphate catabolic process
Cellular component (GO): nucleus; glycerol-3-phosphate dehydrogenase (FAD) complex; cytosol
Molecular function (GO): protein homodimerization activity; glycerol-3-phosphate dehydrogenase [NAD(P)+] activity; NAD binding
Source: RefSeq, a predicted model, not a curated record